UGUUCCUUAGCUCAGUGGCCCGCCCCUAACGGCGUGGCACGUCCUGACGCUUUUCCACGUCGCAGUCCUGUCUCAGGCGAACUCGCUGCGUAUGUAUGCGUGUCUCCAGCUAGGCCAGAGAGUGAUGGCGGCGCCCGUCCUGAGAGUGUCCACCCCUCGGUGGGAAAGAAUAGCUAGGCUUCUUGUUUGCUUGUUAGGCAUACUGUUGUCUCUUUAUGCCUUUCACGUCGAGAGGGAAAAGGCUCGGGAUCCGAGUUAUAAGGCUAUGUGCGACGUCAGCAGCUCCAUCAGCUGUUCAAAAGUGUUCAGCUCAAGGUGGGGUCGAGGAUUUGGACUCUUAGGCUCCAUUUUUGGAAAUGACAGUGCACUGAACCAACCCAACAGUGUCUACGGGAUUGUCUUUUAUGCCUUUCAGCUCCUACUAGGAAUGACUGUCAGUGCAAUGGCCGCCCUUAUUCUCAUGACGACAUCCAUCUUGUCGGUGGUGGGUUCGCUCUACCUGGGCUACAUCCUCUACUUUGUCCUAAAGGACUUCUGCAUCAUCUGCAUCACCACAUACGCGCUGAACUUCAUUCUCUUUAUUCUCAACUACAAGCGACUGGUUUACUUGAACGAGGCCUGGAAGCAGCAGCUUCAGGCCAAGCAGGACUAAGCUGUCGAGAACGGCAAGAAAAAUACGACAAACAAACAAAAGAAAAAAAGAAAUGUGACCUCUGAACAUUUGACUUGCCACCAGGAGACCUUGCUUCCAAACAAUGUUUAUUCUGCUGUGUGUUCAAAAAAAAAAAAAAAGAAGAAAUUUAACUUAAAUGUUGGGCCUGACAUCUCAAUGUUGCAAACACGGAAGGAUUUGUAAGAGAAAGAUGAUUUCCUUUUAAUUUCUUUUUCCUUGUUUUAACAUUGUACUCACUUAAGUGUGUGUGUGUGUGUGUGUGUGUGUGUGUGUGUGUGUGUGUGUGUGUGUGUGUGUGUGUGUGUGUGUGUGUGCCGAGCAGAGGCAGAAGCCCACAAUACAGAACGAUGGAGGACAGCUCUCUUUUGAACAAAAAGGAUAGCAGAAUGGAAGAAAACGGGACAUUAAAAGGGGGUUUACUUGAAACGGUUAGUAAGGUCCUAUUACUGCACAGCGGAUCUGCACUAAAACUCGGAACCGAAUAAUGGGUCCCAAAAUUAUUAAAACACUCAUUAGGUUAUCGUACAGUUUGCAAGAUACGGUUCUAUGGCAUGGUGGUGGGGGGGAAGGGGGAGGGAGUGUUAAUGUAUAGAUUAACAUUUAUACAGAAUAGUUUCUUUUCAUGUUUACACUUUGUAGUACGUUUCUUUUAUGAAGAGGACCACUAAAAAUAAAUACAGGACAAUGUGAGAUAUUGUGUGUGGAUUCGUCAGAUUGUUUGUUUUGCAAUUCUGUAAAUAGCUGCUGAGCAAUAUUCCAGGCUAGAUUGUGAUUUAGUGUUGACAAAAAAAAACCAACCUUUUAAGUAAGAAAAAACCUCACCAACAAAAACGGGUGAAAACAUCCACAAAUCUGGGAACAAAAAGCGCUAAAGGUCACGGUUAGGUGGAUGAGUCUGAAGAUGUGCUCGGGCCAUCUUCCGUCCUGUAAUCCUGGUCGGGCAUGCAGUUCAGAGUUGUGUGGAUUUUUGUUGUAAGUGGUGAUUGUUUCAUCCGAAGCCACCGACACAAGUCUUUUAAACAGAACUAUGGGUUAUUUUCACCAAGUUUGCAUAAAGGCACCCUCACUUUUUUUGUUUGAUUUUUUUGUUUUGUUGGGUUAUUGUAUGAAAAGCAUUCCUGACCACCACACAAGUGGGAUCCAUAAAGACGUAUGUGCCUAAAGGAGUGUUAAGGUGAAUUACCUUUUUUUUUCAUGUUUUGGGUGUGGGUGGGGGGGGAAGUAAUGUUAACACCAGUUGUCAUUGUUUUAUUGUCACAGGUCCAAGGCUUUAUUUUUAUGAUCACAUUUUUUGUAAAUUAAGAUACCAGUGAAGUGUUUCUCCCUCCCUGAUAGUCUCACGAGGUAGCAAAGGCUGCUACACUGUGAUUGUCUGCUGAAGUGUAGAGUGGUCUGGUGGCAGAGGCAUCUCUUCUCUUGCUGUUUAAAUGCAUUAAUGCUCAUCUGGCUUUUGUUCACUGUCCAGCCUGUAUACAUUUGAUGUCAAUUGAACAGUAACGGUGAUCUCGCCAAGCUGAGUUACAGUUCAUUUGCAGGAUGUGAACAAAACUUGGAAAAUGUCAUGUAUGUUUGAUGUUGAUGAGCAGCAGAAGCCUAACAAGGUGUAAGAUUCUGUAAGAAAACAAUACCGUAUGUUAAGCCAUAUGUGGAGUUUGUGGGAAAGAUUUCCAGGUCGCUGGUGUUUUUUUUUUAUUUUAUUUAAUUUUUUUUUAAAGAUGGAACAGCUGCAGACACUGAAGCUUUUCAUGAAGUGGUUGAUCUAACAUAGCAAGGUCUGUAUAAAGCUAGAUCACAGUAAAGGGAAAAGCAACCGCAGCUGCUGCUGGUAGCGGCCUUGCCAGAAAUCCACAGUAUUGUCAGUUCAGUUCAGCACCAACUGACAAGAGUAAGACCAUUGUUCUCUUUUCCAUCCAGAAUCCAAUGAUUAAAGUAUCCAGAUGCAUGGUAAACCAUCUCCUGGCUUUAAGCAUAUGUUGGCCAUCGGACAAUCUUACACACACUGUCAAAGAUCCAGACCUGUUGUAAUAAUGUGAUUAAUCUGUGGUGUAACACCAGCUUUUUUUUUUUAACAGUUUUCAUCACUGUCUUCUAGUCUCCAUGCCCCUUCACUUUAAUAUAAUUCAAGUUCUCCCCUCCCUUUUUUUUGUGGGUGACGGUUGUUAAAGUAUUGAUAAUGGCAACUGCCAGGAAAGUAAUCUUGGUGACGUGGUCCCUGCGAUGACGUAUGAAGUCAUCGCUUGUCUAUUAAAAUGGAAAUGGAGGUGAUAUUGGUUUCCCCCCAGGAUAUUGUCAAAGUGAAAAUGUUGUCUGUUGUAACCCAUUUAUUUACUACUUGUAUAUAGGCUGUGUUACAUUAUUGUUACCCAUUUUCCAAAGCAUAAUGUGCGCUCUAUAUUCAAGAUAAAUUUGAUCAGGCAGACAAUGGUUUUCAUUGAUUUCACUUUGUGAUGAGAUGCUUCCUGUACUUAAUCCUUCACAGUGAAGAUCAUAUAUACUUUUCACUAUGUCAAUGUUUGUCCUUUGGGUUUCAGUAUAACUGAUAACAUGGGAUGCAGUUUGGCAGCCUACUAGCCAAGUCUAGACUUCACUUUCACUCUGAUGGAUAACCAAACGUAAAGGAUCGACCGCCGACAGUUCGGCCGGAGAUUCGAUUUGGUAUGCCAGUGUUUCUCAAAGGAGGGGGGGGUACUAUGGAAUACAGCAGGGGGUUUCGUGAGAUUUAAAAAAAAAAAAAAAAAAAAUCAUAAUCCUUAAAUACUAUAACAAAUGAAUUUAGUGAUGGAUCCUAAACAUUUGAAAUGUAGGCUAGCAUUACAAGGUUGAUGUUUAGCCUAACAGGCGCAGCGUUGUACCUCUUUAUGUAGGCUUUUUUUUUCUACCCAAAAAUGUUUAGCGCUGUUCAGGGGGUACUGGGCUGAACAAAUAUUUAAAAAGAGGUACAUUAUUGAAAAAAGUUUGAGAACCACUGGGCUAAGAGUGGCUAAUAUAGCUUCUAACCUCCUGCUUCAAACAAAGAUGAGAAGUGGGUUACAGAGGUCUGGUGAGCUCACUUCUUUCUAACGCCACAGAAGGUUUUAUAUAACUUUGUUCACAUGUACAGUAGUAGUACUCCACAACACCUGUACACAGAAUUCGGAUGUGUAAAAUCUGUGGAGUUCCCCCUUUUAACACAUUUCAAAUCUUUGCGAGUUGAUUUUCAUGCCAUACAGAAAAAAACGGGAACCAAUGGCUGCCUGGAAGAGACACUCAGUUGAACACUAUGGUUUGCUUUGGAAAAUGGUUGGCAGUUAUGGUACGUUGACAUGAUUGGUAGUGAACUGGCAAAAACAUGCAAGCACCGACACAGUCCUUUUUAACAAUCUGUAUGGUCGUUUGCCUCAUUUCUUAGCAAGUCAUCUUUAAGAUUCCUUAUACAGUGUUGCCUUGUCGGGCUCACAUCAGGUUCUGUUUCAUCUCCACUCAGAAUAAGAUUUAACAACCACACUGUUUUAUCUUCGUCUAGGAAAGCCUGUGCACUCACAAAUAAGACAAGUCUCCUAUGGAUUCACUUGCACAAGUCAAACUGACAUAACUUGCGAGUUUUCUGUGGCAACAACUAUAGGUCCUGUGAGUAUCGAUUAUAGAACGGACAAGUGUACUGUAGGUAGUUUAUCAUUAUGUUCCAUUCCAGUCAUAUGCAAGCCUAUUACACUAGUAGUGUGUAGUUACUUUAAAGAAAUGGGUAAUGAAUUUGGAUGUUGAGUCAACAGUUUGAAAUCUUUGGCUGGUAACACGUGUGAUGAUUAGUGUCAAAAAGGAGGUCAAAAUGAUCGAUACUGCAUUCUCAUGAAUAUUCAUUUAGGCCCUGAGGUAUAACUGCCAUGUUAGUUGCAUCACCAAUGCCAACAAAAGUGCCUUCUGUUUGACCAUUAGGCCUUGAGCCAAAGACAAGCAACAGUAAUAGCCUUGUAAAAUGAAGAAUGGUAAAUGUAACGGGCACUUCUGUUUGCCUUCCUUAAAAUGUAAUCUGAUAAAUUGGUAAGUCCCAAAGAUUUGAUAUCUAGUAUCGGUGCAAAAGUCCAUUCAGAAUGCCAGACAAAUUGCCCUGUCAAAUUAAUGGUCAUUCCCUUUUUUUCCCUCAACUUCACUAUAUAAUUAUCUUUAUUUUGUCUAGCUAGGACAUGUUUGUUAGCUAAGAAUACGCUCUGUUUAAACUACAUGAUUGUAAUGUUAUUUUUCAUCAUUAAUUAUGCCCUUUAGCUGUAUAGACUGUUAACAUUCGGGGUUAUUUUAAUAAAAAAGUUGAGGGGUUGGAGGGCUAGGAAUCCAUGUGUCAGCAUAAAAUGUUUAUUAAAUUUAUUUGUGGAGGAAAACUUACCGGGUUUGCUUCUGUAUUGCCAAAUGUUUUAAAAUGCUGUAUUUUCUUACAUGGAAGUGUUACAUGAAUGGUAAGAGGGUGCAAAAAUAAUCUUUAAAUUCAGCUUACUUUAAGGGAAAAUUGUGGAAAAGGUUGACAUGAAAACAUUUAUAAUUGUGUCAUUGUCAUGUGGAAAUGAUCUACCAUUAAAACAUUCCCUCUGAAACUACCUGUCAUUUUAGCUUAUUUGAAUGAAAUGAAAUGCUGUUAAACAUACAAUAAGAGUGACUGAACUAAAUGGGGAUCACUGCUAAAUGUAAUACUUUUGUUACUGUGACAUUAAAGGAUUGGUGCACACCUUGUC
Sander lucioperca (pikeperch) is the source of this 5373-nucleotide messenger RNA. It is a transcript of the gene vkorc1l1, whose product is annotated as vitamin K epoxide reductase complex, subunit 1-like 1. The coding region runs from base 92 to 652 and encodes 186 amino acids. The record is from RefSeq and is a predicted model, not a curated record. Gene Ontology annotation, molecular function: vitamin-K-epoxide reductase (warfarin-sensitive) activity. The transcript has 4 exons. Lineage: Eukaryota; Metazoa; Chordata; Actinopteri; Perciformes; Percidae. Gene Ontology annotation, biological process: vitamin K metabolic process; peptidyl-glutamic acid carboxylation.